AUGCCAUCUAAAAGAGCCAAAUCUUGCUUUGUGCCGAACUGUAACCGCGGUUACCAGUCUUGCAAAGAGAAAGUGCCGCUGUUCCGUGCCCCGAAAGACGCCGAGCGUUUGGAGGCAUGGUCCCAGAACAUCAAGCGUGCGGACAGAACCCUCGACAGUACGCGUGUGGUGUGUGCGAAACACUUUGAAGAGCAAUACAUCGAGAAGACGUUUAAGCAGUUUAAUCACAUCGUAAACGGUAAGCUCGUCCAGAUCCAACGCGACAGACCUCUUCUGAAGGACGAUGCUGUUCCCACCAUUUUUCCGAGCGCGCCAAGUUAUUUCACCCGAAGCCUCCCCAAAAAAAGAAAAACAAGAGAUUUGUGCCACCAACUGUUGCCUCCUCGUAAACGAAAAAGGCAGGAAGAAAACUGCGAAGCCGUAGAUAUUCAAGGCGAAGAGACAAGCUCAAGAUGGACGCACGAAUCCGUCCAUAUUCAGGACGAAGAGAGAAGCUCAACAGCGACGCAGCGGUCUGGUAAAUCCCAGUUCUACAGAAACCUGCAUUUGCCAACCUCCUACUGGUCGAAGAUUGUAUUCGAAGACGACCCGUUCUCGGUACACAGGAUACAACACAGGGAUAUUGGUGCCACAACCGAUCUUUACGUAUUGCAUACAAUUUAG
Ixodes scapularis (black-legged tick) is the source of this 663-nucleotide messenger RNA. Its product is annotated as 52 kDa repressor of the inhibitor of the protein kinase-like. The record is from RefSeq and is a predicted model, not a curated record. Bases 1 to 663 code for a protein of 220 amino acids. The transcript has a single exon. NCBI's taxonomy places the organism in Eukaryota, Metazoa, Arthropoda, Arachnida, Ixodida, Ixodidae.